AUGGACUACAAAUCGAUUAUCUUUCGCAAAUUUACACAUGAAUCACUUCGACGUAUUGAACAUUAUCGACAAGAAGAAAGUGAACGUAUUGCUUCUAAACAAUUAGAACAACAAACAAUAAGUGAACAUCAUCAUAUGAAUAAGUCAUCAAAAGAUGAAUCAAUUGAUCCUAAACAAAUUCCUAAUAAAGAAUUGGCCGUUGGAGAAACAUUACCACUAAUUUUACAAUAUAGAUUCCCACCUGAACUUAUUGGAAUACCUAUUGAAGAAAUCGAUUCUUAUUAUCGUACAGAUUAUGUAUUUGUGGUUAUUAAUCGAAAUAAUACAAUAUUUCGAUUUAGUGCAACAUCAGCUUGUUUUAUAUUUUCUCCAUUUAAUUAUUUUCGACGUUUAGCUAUACGUAUAUUAACACAUUCACUUUUUAGUACAUUAGUUAUGCUUACUAUUUUAACUAAUUGUGUAUUUAUGACACUUAAAAAUCCACCAGAAAUGAAUGAAUAUGUUUUUACAGUAAUUUACACACUUGAAGCAUUAACAAAAUGUAUUGCACGAGGAUUUAUUCUACAAAAAUAUACAUUUUUACGUGAUCCAUGGAAUUGGUUAGAUUUUAUUGUAAUUACUCUUGCAUAUGUAACAUUUUUUAUUGAUUUGGGAAAUGUUGCAGUACUACGAACAUUUCGUGUAUUAAGAGCAUUAAAAACUGUUGCAGUUGUACCUGGUUUAAAAACAAUUGUUAAUGCUUUAGUACAAUCUUUUAUUUCUCUACGAGAUGUAUCUGUUUUAUCAAGUUUUAUUCUUUCUAUAUUUGCUUUGAUUGGCUUACAACUUUAUAUGGGUGUUCUUCGACAAAAAUGUGUGCCAACUUAUGAAUCUUUUCUAAAUAAUUCUAAUAUUUCUAGUAUUAAAUUUAAUAUGACAUAUGCAAUCUAUCUGAAAGAAAUUGAUAAUGAAAUUAAUUGGUAUAAAGAAAAUGAUAUUUUUCUUCUUUGUGGAAAUGCAAGUGGAAGUACAAAAUGUCCUUCAGAUUAUAUUUGUUGGAAAGAUCGAGGCAUGAAUCCUGAUUUUGGAUAUACAAGUUUUGAUAAUUAUGGUUGGGCUAUGCUUGCAUGUUUUCGAUUAAUGACACAAGAUUAUUGGGAAAAUCUUUAUCAAUUAAUACUAUCAACAGCUGGUCGUUAUCAUUUUUUAUAUUUUGUUGCUGUUAUAUUUUUUGGUUCAUUUUAUUUGAUUAAUUUAAUCUUAGCUAUUGUUUCAAUGUCUUAUCAACAACAACAAAAACAAGUUGAAAUUGAAAAUGAAGAACGUGAACGACGUAGAAUUGAAGAUGAAAUUGAAAUACAAAAAAUAGUCGAAGCUCAUACACCUUUACAUAUUGAUGAAGAUCAACAUAAUAUUGAAAAUGUAUUAUGUUUGAAAGAUUCAAAUUGUAAAAUUUCAUAUGCUGAGAAUAUUCCUGUCGAAUAUGAACAAGAUAGAAAAUCAUCAUCAACAUUUCAAUUUGAAAAGUCAAAUAGUAUCUUGGCUAAUGCAACAACAAACGAUAUUAUAACAAAACCUGUUUUUGAUGAAACACAACAACAACAGCAAAAUAUAACAAAUGAAGAUAGAAAAAAUCAACGAAUAAGUGGUUUUUCAUAUUUAUCAGAAGAAAAUCAAAAUAAUAAUGAUUCAACUAUUAUACUUUAUCAAGAUAAACCUCAAAUAAAAUGUGUUUCACCUAUAGAAAUACUACCUACUCAACUAUUGAAUAGAAUAAGUAUUCGAUCAAAAAAUACGGAUACACCCAAUAAGUGUAGUCAAGCAUUAAUUAAAUUUCUACAAAUUUAUUGUUGGGAAUGGAAUUGUCAAUCGCCGAUAUUUCAAAAAUUUCAAACAACUGUUGCUUUCAUUAUAUUAGAUGCAUUUGUUGAUUUGUUUAUUACAAUAUGUAUUGUAUUAAAUACAUUAUUUAUGGCACUUGAUCAACCUGGUCAAAGUGAAAAAAUGACACGAAUUUUAACAGCAGGCAAUUAUGUUUUUACAAGUAUAUUUACAAUUGAAUGUAUAUUAAAAAUAAUUGCAAUGACACCAGCUAAAUAUUUAAAAAAUGGAUGGAAUACAUUUGAUUUAAUAAUUGUUUCAGUUAGUCUUAUUGAAUUAGGUCUUGCUAAUGUAAAAGGUCUAAGUGUUUUACGUUCAUUUCGAUUAUUACGUGUAUUUAAAUUGGCUAAAUCCUGGCAAACAUUGAAUCGUUUAAUGUCAAUUAUUGGUAAAUCAAUAGGAGCUUUAGGAAAUUUAACAUUAGUUCUUAUUAUAAUAAUAUUUAUUUUUGCUGUUGUGGGAAUGCAGUUAUUUGGUCAUAAAUAUGCAAAUAAAUUUGGUAAAGAUAUGCCAAGAUGGAAUUUUUUUGAUUUUUUUCAUGCUUUUAUGAUUGUUUUUCGUGUCUUAUGUGGUGAAUGGAUUGAAUCAAUGUGGGUAUGUCUUGAAUGUGCUGGAUGGUCAUGUAUUCCAUUUUUUCUAUUAACAUUUAUUAUUGGUAAUAUGGUUAUAUUAAAUUUAUUUUUGGCACUUUUACUUGCAUCAUUUGGUUCAAAUGUUUUAACUGAAAAAGAAGAUGAAGAAAAUAAAAUUGGAGAAGCAAUUGAUCGUAUUCAACGAUUUUUUCAUUUUAUAAUUAAUUUUAUAAUUCGUUUAUUUCAUCGAAAAAAUCAACAACAAAAACAAAAGACAUAUAUCGAUAAUAAUAAUAUCAAUGAAACUUCAUUUUCUAAUACACAAGAAUUUAUUGGUAAUCUUCCUUUACCAAGAUUAUAUCAAAUAGAAGAAUUUUAUGUAUCAGUACCUUUAAAUAAUGAUUUAUCAAUAAUACAUGAAGAUAUUGAAAUGCAACCAAUGAAUAAUAAUUCUAUAAUAUCACAUCCAACAUGGCAAAUACUUCAUACGCCACCAGAUUGUUGUCCUAAUAUGAUAUCAAAAUAUUUUUCUUGUUGUACUAAAUGUAUUCCAAAAAUUAUUCAAGAACAAUGGAUAUAUCUUCGUAGUCUAGUUCAUCGUUUUGUUGAACAUCGUUUUUUUGAAUGGUUUAUUAUUGCUAGUAUAUUAGCUAGUAGUACAACUUUAGCUUUAGAAGAUGUAAAUACACGACAACAACCAAAAUUUACUCAAAUUUUAGAUAUAUUUGAUAAAAUAUUUACAAUUAUUUUUACUAUAGAAUUAAUAUUAAAAUGGUUUGCAUAUGGAAUAAUAAAUUAUUUUACAAAUGGUUGGAAUUGGUUAGAUUUUAUUAUUGUAAUUGUUAGUAUUCUUGGUGUUAGUCUUGAUAUAUUUGGUAUAGCUGAUAUUCCAGCAUUUAAAUCUAUGAGAACAUUAAGAGCUUUACGUCCAUUAAAAGCAUUAUCAAGAUUUGAAGGAAUUCGUGUUGUUGUUAAUGCAUUAAUUGGUGCUAUACCAGCAAUUUUUAAUGUUUUACUUGUUUGUCUUGUAUUUUGGUUAAUAUUUUCAAUAAUGGGUGUACAAUUAUUUGGUGGAAAAUUUUAUAAAUGUGUUUAUAUUGGUACACAUGAUCGUAUUAAUAAAUCAGAAAAUAUAACAAAUAAAAAUGAUUGUUUAAAUAAAAAUUUUACAUGGGAAAAUUCACGAGUUAAUUUUGAUAAUGUUCUUAAUGGUUAUUUAGCUUUAUUUCAAGUUGCAACUUUCAAAGGUUGGAUUGAAAUAAUGGCUGAUGCAACUGAUGCUAAAGAAAUAGAUAUUCAACCAGAAUAUGAAACUAAUAUUUAUAUUCUUAUUUAUUUUGUUAUGUUUAUAAUAUUUGGUUCAUUUUUUACUCUCAAUUUAUUUAUUGGUGUUGUUAUUGAUAAUUUCAAUCAACAAAAACGAAUGUUAAGAGCUGAUGGUUCACUAGAAAUGUUUAUGACAGAAGAUCAAAAAAAGUAUUAUAAUGCUAUGAAAAAAAUGGGUAAUAAAAAACCGACUAAAGCAUUACCAAGGCCAAGAUUUGCUCUUGGAAGAUUUCUUUUUGAUUUAACAACAAAUCAAAAAUUUGAUAUUUUUAUAAUGAUAUGUAUUUUUUUUAAUAUGGUUUGUAUGUGUCUUGAACAUUAUAAUCAAAGUCAUACUUAUGAUCUUGUUCUUGACUAUAUUAAUCAUUUGUUCGUUGCAAUAUUUACUAUUGAAUGUAUUAUGAAAUUAAUUGCAUUAAAUUUUAAAUAUUUUACUAUUCCAUGGAAUGUAUUUGAUUUUAUCAUUGUAAUUGCAUCAAUUCUUGGACAAACAUUAGGAGAAGUUAUGGCAAAAUAUUUUGUUAAUCCAACAUUAUUACGUGUUGUUCGUGUUGCGCGUGUUGGAAGAAUAUUACGUCUUGUCAAAGGAGCAAAAGGUAUUCGAACAUUACUUUUUGCGUUAGCUGUUUCAUUGCCUGCUUUAUUUAAUAUUGGUCUUCUUCUUUUUCUUAUCAUAUUUAUCUAUUCGAUAUUUGGUAUGUCAUUUUUUGGUUAUGUAAGAAAAACAGCUGGCAUAACAGAUUUAUUUAAUUUUGAAACAUUUCCUAAUUCAAUAAUUGUACUUUUUCAAAUGUGUACAACUGCCGGCUGGUCUGGUGUUUUUCAAGCAUUAACUAAUGAUCAACCACCAGAUUGUGAUCCAACAAUAAAUACACCAUCACAUAAAGGUGAUUGUGGUAAUACGGCUAUUGCAACACCAUUUCUUGUAAGUUAUGUUAUAAUUACUUCUCUUGUUGUGAUAAAUAUGUAUAUUGCCGUUAUCUUAGAAAAUUUUUCUCAGGCACAAGAAGAUGUUCAGCAAGGCUUAACUGAUGAUGAUUAUGAUAUGUAUUAUGAAAAAUGGCAACAUUUAGAUCCAUCAGGUUCACAAUUUAUACGAUAUGAUCAAUUAUCAGAUUUUGUUGAUAAUCUUGAACCACCAUUACGUAUUCCUAAGCCAAAUCACUUAGUACUUGUUGGUUUAGAUUUACCAAUAUGUGAACAUGAUCAUAUGCAUUGUGUUGAUAUACUUGAUGGUCUUACAAAAUAUUUUCUUGGUACACUUCAUGUACCAAUAACAAGUACUGAAGCUGAUGCACCAAUUGAUAUAAAAAAAGAUCGUCCAAAAGAUUAUCAUCCCAUAACAACAACAGUACAACGUCAACGUACAAUUUAUUUAAGUCGAAUAGGUUUAAAAGGUUUUCGAAAUAAUGUUGAGCGACAUCGAAAUGAACGAAAAAAUCAAGAAUUAGUGCUUGAAAAAACUAUAGAUGAUGAACUUAUUGAAUCAAAUGACUUAGAUACAACACCAUUAGUAUCGAAUGAUAAUCAAAAUUAUGAAACAAAUUGA
This is a messenger RNA of Rotaria sordida, 5307 nucleotides long. The record is from the annotation of a GenBank genome assembly. Lineage: Eukaryota; Metazoa; Rotifera; Eurotatoria; Philodinida; Philodinidae.